Phytophthora sojae is the source of this 3273-nucleotide messenger RNA. RefSeq lists its product as hypothetical. The record is from RefSeq and is a predicted model, not a curated record. Gene Ontology annotation, molecular function: ubiquitin protein ligase activity. The coding region runs from base 1 to 3273 and encodes 1090 amino acids. Gene Ontology annotation, biological process: ubiquitin-dependent protein catabolic process; protein polyubiquitination. The transcript has 4 exons. Lineage: Eukaryota; Oomycota; Peronosporomycetes; Peronosporales; Peronosporaceae.
AUGUUCGACGGCAGCUUCAAGUCGACGCGCAAAGUCAACCUCAGCGGCCGCAAGAAGCCCACGACGGGCUACAGCGCGCGCCUGGCGUCGCUCUCAGGCCCCCGAAGCCGCGCGGACGUGGCGGCACCAUCCGCGGGCGUUGCGCCCGGCUCCAAGCAGGAGCUGAUGCUGCAGAACCGCCUGGCCAGGGAAGAACGCCACGCGCUCAAGCGGCGAACGGCCGCGUGCACCGCUAUCCAGGCCCAGUACCGGCGCGUGAGGGCCGCGGAGCAGGCGCGCGCUUCCGUGUUCUCCGCGCUGGAGCAGCAGCUCGCGCAGGUCGUUCUUACGGGGGACUUCCAGAGCCGCGCGCAGCCCACGCCGCGGCUGCAGCUCUUCGUGCGCGAGUUCCUCUUCUCCAGGACGAGCGCAGUGGGCGCAGACAGGAUACGCAAAGUGCAGGACUACCUGGUGUUCAUGCUGCUGGUGAGCAGCCUGAAGGGCAGCGGGCAGGACGGGACCAAUGUGUUGGAGGCCCGGCCGGACGCCGCCUGGGUGUUCCAGGUCACGCGCAUAAGCGAGAUCGCGCUGCGCACGCUCGUGCACGAAGAGCUGAAGACGUCGGCGCAGAACGCCGCAGUGGCCGUGAACCCGUACUUGCUGCUGCUGGUCGCGUUCACGAACGCAGACUCGUUCAAGACUGCGGAGGGCCAGGCGGCGCUGUCUAAUGUGUUGUAUCACCUUGGAGUGACGGUGCAAUACGGCGUCUUUGACGCGUUGAGCGCGUGCAUCGCGCUGCAGGUUAAAGAGGGGAAAUCGCGAGAGAACGAUCGACUCGUGGACGUUUUGCAGCGUUUUGCUUCCAAGAUUUUGCUAUCGCCGCUGUCUGCAAGCUCGUCACUGACGAGUUAUGUUGUGAGUACGGCGCUAUCUACUGAUGGGCUCUCCACUCCAGAACAGACCAGGAAACUAGGACGCUUUUGGGCGUCGCAGGGAGCUGUCGCCGUGGGGAACGUUGUGGACUUAACGUCCUCGUGUUCGUUUGACGAAGCUCUCGUACGGGCCAUCCCGUCGGCUCUUUCAGAGAUGGUGACGUCGUCGUUGGUGCAGUGGGCGUUCGAUGUGAAGCACACCCAGGUAGACCCCAUGGCCCUAGAAGAAGACUACGACAUGGAUGAUGAUGCUGAAGUACCCAUCGUGCCUCCUACGUACCUGUCCGUAGGAAGCGCUGCUUCGGACGAAGAAGUUCGCCGCGGUGCACUGGCUCUGGGCGAUGCCGAGACUAAAGUGCGCGCGCAGUGGAAGAACCUGUGCCACUCGAGUUUCAGCGCUCGGUGCCUUGACGUGCUGCUGCAUACGAGUGACGCACCCGUGGAACCAACCCCGCCCGGUGGAAAUACAGUCUCCCGAUUCUGCCGUGUCCUAACCACUGUACUCCUAUCGACAGGCAGGUCUUACGUGCUCAGCUUGGCUAUAAAGUUCGCGAAUCCACCUCCAACUCUUUUUGCUCUCCUGAGUGCAAUGGCCGUGGAUCAGUUCGCAGGCGGCACUGCCGUCUCUGCUAACAGCUCAAGCUUGAUCAACAGCAUGUGGCAGUGGAUAAAGCCGAGGAUCAAGAGUAUCGCUGCUGAACACUCUGCGGGCUCGCUCGCUAAUGGUCCUCUGAGAUUCACGACGUCGCAGUUACAAGUGCUGCUGGUCUUCAACGUCGUGUACAGCCACAUGCUGCUGGGUCUCGACGACGAGGCAUUCUACGACGGCCAGUGGCCGCUCAGUUUGGCUGAAGUGGAGGCUUUGGUAACGUUUUUGAAGCAGUUUAUCUACGAUUUAUGCUGGACAAUCACCAGCAACAAUACGCUCUCCGUCGACAACAUGGACGAGAACGAGCUGGUGCUGUUCUCGGCAGUUGUCUCCUCUGUCAAGUUGUUCAACCAGCUCUAUGAUCGGGAUUGCCGACGUCAGUUCAUGCCUGGCGGUGCGUGGCUGUGGCCUGCGAUGCCUGUCGUCAAGGAGAUCGUGGACCUUGAGCUGAUGAAGGAGGGCGGCAACCACGACGCGCACGCGAUCUACAUGCUGAUGAACGGGAAGGCGGCGUCCCCGUACGCCCGCGCCGCGCUGAUAUUGGUCACGAUCCCGCAAGUUUUGUCGUUCAACGACCGCGUCCAGCUCUUCCAGAAGUUGCUCGAAGACGGGAAGGCUCAGCUGGGAAACAUCCGUGACGAGUUCUCGCGAGCUCUGCAGGUGCGCGUGAAGCGCGACGAGAUUGUCGUUGACAGCUUUGAUUUCUUCCAGAAAGUGUGCGACACCAUGUCCCCCGCGGCCCUCAAGUCCCGCGUCAAGGUUACGUUCGUUAACGAGCAAGGUCUAGAGGAGGCGGGCAUCGACGGUGGAGGCGUGUUCAAGGAGUACAUGGACAACCUGACGAAGAACGCCUUCUCGCCAGAGUACGGCUUCUUCCUGGCCACGGACGAGCAGCUUCUGUACCCGAAUCCAGGCGCGCGAUACAUCGUGGACACGCGGAAGGAGGCGCUCGACCGCUACCGCUUCCUGGGGCGCUUCGCGGCGUUCUUCCUCAACAAGUUGCUGGGCAAGUUCAACUACAUCGACGACCUGCACUCGCUGGACCCGGAGCUGUACAAGUCGCUCAUGCGCCUCAAGCACUACGACGGCAACGUGGAGGACCUGGCGCUGACCUUCAGCGUGAGCGAGAUGGAGUUCGGCCAAGUGGUGACAAGGAACCUCGUGCCCGAUGGCGCCAACGUCCCCGUCACGAACGAAAACCGGAUCCGGUACAUCCACUUGAUGGCCAACUACAAGCUGAACGUGCUCUCGUCCAUGGAGAGCGCCGCGUUCCUCAAGGGCUUCCGUGACUUGAUCCCGGGCACUUGGAUUCAGAUGUUCGCGCCCGCCGAGCUGCAGAUGCUCAUCGGGGGUACAGCCACCAACAUCGACAUCGACGACUGGGAGCGCCACACGCAGUACGGAGGCGGCUACCACCCGUCACAGCCGAUCAUCCAGUGGUUCUGGGACAUCGUGAGGAACGACUUCAAGCCCGAAGACCGCGCGGCGCUGCUCAAGUUCAUCACGAGCUGCUCUCGCCAGCCGCUGCUGGGCUUCUCGCAGUUGUACCCGCAGAUCUGCAUCCACCAGGUGCGAGUGGAGGACAACGAGCGACUGCCGUCCAGCGCCACGUGCAUGAACCUGCUCAAGCUGCCGGCGUACUCGAACAAGGAGGCCAUGCGGAGGAAGCUGCUCUACGCCAUUAGAUCCAACGCAGGCUUCGACCUCUCCUGA